GUGACUGACGUUUAACUUUGACACAACCGCACAACGUAUGUAGACAUUAUCGACGUGUUUAAAAUAAAAUUCUUUUUCUGCAAGUUACUUUUUCAACAUAAUUUUAAAGCUCUUUCAAUAUUGAAGCAAGUGGAAAUUCCAAUUACAAUGACUUAAUUGAUUUGUUUAUAUAUGGAAUAGAAUUUAAAUUUGAUGAUUUAAAUAUAUUUUAAACUUCAUGGAGGGAGUUUUGUGGAAAUGGACGAACUAUUGGAAUGGUUGGCAAACUCGUUGGUUUGUGCUAGAAAAUGGAAUUUUGUCAUAUUAUAAGUCUCAGGAAGAUCUAGAUAAGGGAUGCAAAGGUUCAAUUAAAGUAUCUGCUUGUGAAAUUAAUGUUGAUUCAUUAGAUCCAACGAGAUUAGAUCUUAAUAUACCAGGUGAACAACAUUUGUAUUUGAAAGCUGCCACUUCACAAGAAAGACAACAGUGGCUUGUAGCCUUGGGGACUGCUAAAGCAUGUGUCCAAAGUAGGAAUGGCAAGGAAAAUGAAACAAGCCCUGAUACUCUAAAGACAAAAAGAUCAGAACUUCGUCUCUAUUGUGACUUACUGAUGCAACAAGUUCAUAUGGUAAAAACUGCUGCUAAUGCCAAGGAAGGCCCAGAAAUAGAGAGAAUUGAUGAGGCAACGAGUCUUCUAACAGCCACAUGUGAUACUUUUAUUAAGACUUUAGAAGAAUGCAUGAAACUGUCCAAUGCUAAUUUAGUAUAUGAUAUAUCUUCCUGUACAAUGGUUAAUUUACCACCUGUUAAUUCGAACCUACCAUACAAAAAGAUUUUGAAACCACCGUCUCGCACAGUAUCUGCUGACAUAUGAGGAUAUAUUUCAAAAUUUCCUUGCCUUUUGUAAAAGGUGGUGAAUGUAUCUUAUGAGACUUUUAUUAUGUUAUUUCUUUUUCGUUUUUCCUUCGUUAUCUAAUUUUCCAUUAUUUAUGUAGCAUUGUCUACUGAGUCCACAUAAUUUAUAUCAUUAAUUUUUUU
Messenger RNA from Agrilus planipennis (emerald ash borer), 1017 nucleotides. RefSeq names its product pleckstrin homology domain-containing family A member 3-like. The transcript is spliced from 7 exons. Gene Ontology annotation, cellular component: trans-Golgi network; recycling endosome; early endosome. The coding region runs from base 218 to 853 and encodes 211 amino acids. Gene Ontology annotation, biological process: retrograde transport, endosome to Golgi; receptor recycling; endosome organization. The record is from RefSeq and is a predicted model, not a curated record. NCBI's taxonomy places the organism in Eukaryota, Metazoa, Arthropoda, Insecta, Coleoptera, Buprestidae.